AAGCGUCGCGUUUGGCUGUGUUCCAUUCUUCUCCCCCUGUCAGAAAGGCGAAGCUGAAGAAGAUGACGAUGGCGGAGACUGUGUAGAAUAAAGAGAAGAGGAAGCGACAAAUCCAUUGAUAGAUAGAUAGAGAGAGAGAUAGAGAGAGGGAAAGCGAUUGGAACUUUCACUAUUUGCUUGUUUUGAAGGGUGAAUAAAUACCAGCCUCUCCGCUUUGCCCUCUCUGUCCACUUUCCUUCAUUCACUCCUCCGGCAGGAAGAGCCGCAAAUCCGCCCAUCAAUCGACGGAAACAGUCCGAAAUUGGGUUUCCCCGUUUUUCCUGGUUGGAUCGGAUCUGAACGGGAUCCGAAUCGCCGUUCCCAGUUCCAAAUCUGUCGCCUUCUCUCCCCCGACGGCCAUGGAACUGUAUUAUUAGUCUCCAAUCUCUAUUCUUGAUCAGUUUCUUUCAAAUUGAACAAUGGAAGCACUCGUUGAUGGGAUCAGCUCAUUGCCCAAUGGUCAUAAUUCUGUAGCAGACUGCAAUGCUUCUUCUUUUGCAGCCCCAUCCAGCCGUCCCCCACAUCAUCCCUCGAUGAAGCAGCAUAGACUUGAUGGAUCAUCCUCAUCACAUCCUAUUCCGGUUAACUCGGAAUCAAAGAUUCUUCAGACCCCAACAGCGUCCAUUGUCAACCCCAAGAAUUCUUUUAAAGCGCCCGAUGAUAAUCCUGAAACCUCGAAUUUGGGGUCAGAUAAAGGGAAACUUGAAGUUUUUCGUCCAGAGGGUUCUUCGGGCAAGGACAACAAGUCAAACGAGCCUAUGGAGGUUCCUAAAUCUGGAUACUGUCCUAGUCCCCAACAGAGUUUCUACUCUGCUACACAAUACGCAGAAGCCAAACAAAGCUUCACCAAUACAGAACUUAGUGAAUGUGUUAGCAGUAUAGAAAAGUCGGGUGAUAGUGGCGAGAUUAGCAACUCUUGUGAUUAUAUUGAAAGUAGGAAGACAAGCAUAUAUAGAGCAAGCACGGGUAGUGACGUUAGUGAUGAGAGCAGCUCAAGUAGCUUUAGCAGUGCAAUGUAUAAACCUCACAAGGCAAAUGAUACAAGAUGGGAAGCAAUCCAAGCCGUGAGAUCUCGCGAUGGAACGCUAGGAUAUAACCACUUCAGGGUUUUCAAGAGGUUGGGGUGUGGCGACAUAGGGAGUGUUUAUCUAGCCGAGCUAGUUGGCACAAGAAGUUACUUUGCUAUGAAAGUGAUGGAUAAGGCUACUCUAGAGGGACGUAAGAAGCUUGUGAGAGCUCAGACAGAAAGAGAGAUACUGCAAUGUUUGGAUCAUCCCUUUCUUCCCACUUUGUAUUCACACUUUGAGACUGAUAAGUCCUCUUGCUUGGUGAUGGAGUUCUGUCCUGGUGGAGAUUUGCAUGCUCUUCGUCAAAGACAGCCUGGGAAGUUUUUUUCAGAGAAUGCUGCCAGGUUUUAUGUGGCAGAAGUUCUGCUUGCAUUAGAGUACCUGCACAUGCUGGGCAUCAUAUACAGAGACCUGAAACCAGAGAAUGUAUUGGUGAGGGAAGAUGGACACAUAAUGCUGUCUGAUUUUGACCUCUCCUUAAGGUGCGCGGUGAGCCCAACUCUGGUCAAAUCCUCAAACUCAAACAUGGAGUCAAAGAAAUCGGGAUACUGUAUCGAGCCUUCGUGCGUGAUCCAGCCCUCGUGCAUCCAACCGGCCUGCUUCUCGCCGCGAUUCCUUAGCAGGCCCAAGAAAGACAAGAAGAAGCCCAAAGCAAAGGCUUCUGAGAUACACAACCAAGUAAGCCCGCUCCCUGAGCUGAUGGCGGAGCCCACAAAUGCGCGGUCCAUGUCUUUCGUUGGGACCCACGAGUACUUGGCCCCCGAGAUCAUAAAAGGAGAAGGGCACGGGAGUGCUGUUGAUUGGUGGACGUUUGGGAUCUUUCUUUACGAGCUCUUGUUUGGGAAGACUCCAUUUAAAGGGCAGGGGAACCGGGCAACGCUGUUCAAUGUGGUCGGGCAGCCCUUGAAAUUCCCAGAAACUCCAACGGUGAGCUUCGCUGCCCGGGACUUGAUCAGGGGGCUCCUAGUGAAGGAGCCACAGCACCGGCUGGCGUACAGGCGCGGGGCCACUGAGAUAAAGCAGCACCCGUUUUUCCAGAGUGUGAAUUGGGCGCUGAUCAGGUGUGCCAGCCCCCCUGACGUCCCUAAACCAUUUAUACCCCAAGAGGCAGCAGCUGCGGUGCAGAGAUCGCCCGCGCAAGGUGGUGGUGGUGAAGUCGCGUCUUCCGAUAAUUAUUUUGAGAUUGAUUUCUUCUAGUUCAUCAUCAUAUGCGUUGUUUGUGUUAGUUGGUUUGUUUCCUUGUUUUUUCUCUUUGGUUCUUUCAUUGCCUCUUCUGUUUGAUUGGUCUCUGCUCAUAAGGUCAAUCAAUCAUCACUGUGGAGUUUGAAGAAUUAUACAUAUAAAUGUGGUUGUCUGCCUGCCUGCCUUUAAGAUGUCUCCUUCUGUGUACCACUCACUCACUUUGUUGUUCUGUGUCAGGACUCAUGAUGAGGAACCAAAUGUAAUUAAAGUUCAUUAUAUUAG
This is a messenger RNA of Cuscuta campestris, 2570 nucleotides long. Lineage: Eukaryota; Viridiplantae; Streptophyta; Magnoliopsida; Solanales; Convolvulaceae. The record is from the annotation of a GenBank genome assembly.